AUGGCAGUGAAAAAAGUUGCAGAAAAUUUCUCAAAGAGUUUGAUUGAUGAAGUUCAUAAAUGGGGUUCGAUGAAACAAACUGGAGUAACAUUAAGGUAUAUGAUGGAAUUUGGAUCAAAACCCACUGAUCGAAAUUUGUUGAUUUCUGCUCAGUUUCUUCAUAAAGAGCUUCCCAUUCGAAUUGCACGUAGAGCUAUUGAACUUGAGUCUCUUCCUUAUGGUUUAUCUCUUAAACCUGCUGUUUUGAAGGUGCACGAUUGGUAUGUGGAUUCUUUUCGUGAUCUCAGAUCAUUCCCUUCAAUCAAAGAUAACCGUGAUGAAUUAGAUUUCACCCAAAUGAUUAAAAUGAUUAAAGUCAGACAUAAUAAUGUUGUCCCAAUGAUGGCCAUGGGGGUCCAACAACUGAAGAAAGGCAUGGAUCCCAAGAUUGUAUAUGAGGACUUGGUCGAAAUACACCAGUUCCUUGAUCGCUUCUACAUGUCCAGAAUAGGGAUUCGUAUGCUCAUAGGGCAGCAUGUGGCUUUGCACGAUCCAAAUCCUCAACCUGACCGUAUAGGGUAUAUACAUACAAAAAUGUCUCCCGUAGAGGUUGCCAGAAAUGCUAGUGAAGAUGCUCGUGCAAUUUGCAUGCGCCAUUAUGGCAGUGCACCUGAAAUUGAUAUCUAUGGCGAUCCCAACUUUACAUUUCCGUAUGUACCUUCACAUUUACACCUUAUGGUUUUUGAGUUGGUUAAAAAUUCCUUGCGUGCUGUUCAAGAGCGAUUUAUGGACUCAGACAGUGUGCCUCCUAUUCGUAUCAUAGUAGCUGAUGGAAUAGAGGAUGUCACGAUUAAGGUUUCUGAUGAAGGAGGUGGGAUUCCAAGAAGUGGUCUCCCUAAGAUUUUUACAUACCUUUACAGUACUGCUGAGAACCCGUUGGAUGAGCAUACAGAUCUUGGAACUGGUGAUAAUGUGACUAUGGCUGGAUAUGGUUACGGGCUUCCUAUAAGUCGGUUAUAUGCUCGUUAUUUUGGAGGAGACCUGCAAAUUAUAUCCAUGGAAGGAUAUGGUACAGAUGCCUAUCUACACCUGUCUCGUUUGGGUGGUUCUCAGGAACCUCUGCCGUAGCCUGUAGUAGCGCAGCUGACAAGCUGUUUAUUUCAAUAUACUUACACUUCCAAUGGUUUACUUGAUUAGAUGGUGAUUAUGAGAAAAGAGCAUGUAUUGUUGAGAUUUAUAUGAUAAAUUGGUAUUGUCAUCCUUGUAAUCUUAUUUUUAGCAAUGGAAAUCCUGCCUCUGGGUUCCUUUA
Molecule: messenger RNA, 1288 nt
Organism: Chenopodium quinoa (quinoa)
Lineage: Eukaryota; Viridiplantae; Streptophyta; Magnoliopsida; Caryophyllales; Amaranthaceae
Product: pyruvate dehydrogenase (acetyl-transferring) kinase, mitochondrial-like
Exons: 6
Coding region: 1-1107 (368 amino acids)
Biological process (GO): protein phosphorylation; regulation of glucose metabolic process
Cellular component (GO): mitochondrion
Molecular function (GO): pyruvate dehydrogenase (acetyl-transferring) kinase activity
Source: RefSeq, a predicted model, not a curated record